ACGCAUGAUAAGCCAGAAUCGCAGACGUACGUGGCGUGCUUUCGGCCGUUCGGUGCAUGUUCGGCGUUACACCAUCACUGCUCCAUGCAUGCACGUACGAGUACCCGAUCUGUACUCAUUAUGAAACUCGUUCCGCCGUGUUAAUGACAGGGAAUAGAGCGGGGAAGGAAGCGGGGAAGGAAGCGGGGAUCUCCCACCUCGCCUACCCCUGUUUGAAUAUCCCUGCUGUGCCACGUUGAGGGCUUAUCAAUCAAUUUCUAUAAACCCCCCCCCUCCCUUCGUUCUUUCAUCUCACUUUAUAUAUCAGCCGUUGUGCUACUCUACCAGCCACAGCCUACCCCAUCGAGGGACGACGAGGAAGGACAAAGCUGGCUGGAAGUACGAAGGAUGAUUAGAAAUCAAAUAGGUAGACGUAGAUAAUCACACGCCAAGGACAUGAGAUCACGGCGAGGCUGAGCAAUUCGCUUGGUGUGCGCGCAGUUACAUGUCAGCUACUGGUUACUUACCUCUGGGCUGAAGAAAAAUAACGCGAAUGCCUUUGCUUCUCAUAAGGAACUAAGAGUCUAUGUUUGUGUGGUUGUCUCUUUCUCUUUCUUAUCCAACUUUCUUCAUUGGCGCAUUCUUUCCUGUUUGCUCCCUUACUCCCCGUCACCGUCACCGUUCGUGCUUUACUUCUCUUCUCUCGUUUUCCUCCCGCCCCCUUUCUUCUUCACCUCUCACCCAACCUCUCUUAACACGGCAUACCAAACACUCACCGUCACAAUGGUUUCCCCAAAUCCCACCGAGAAAUCCUCUAUCCACUCCCUCCCCAUCCCUGGCGCUGACGCAGACAUCGAGCAAGCACCCGAACCUGAAUCUCCUCCCACCGGCCGCCAAAUCCACGGUUUCCAAUGGUUCCUCGUCAUUGUCGCUGUCUUGAGCAGCAUGUUCAUGUACUCACUUGACGGCACCAUAGUGGCUGAUCUCGUGCCCUCCAUCGCCAACGAGUUCCACGCUGUGCCGCUCCUCCCAUGGCUCUCCGUCGGUUUUAUGGUCGGUUCUAUUGUCACCGUCUUGCCGCUGGGGAAGCUCUACGGAAAAUAUAACGCCAAACACUUAUAUCUCAUCUCCGUCGUGCUCUUCCUCGCAGCAUCGGCACUGUGUGGUGCCGCACCGAAUAUGAGCGCGAUGAUUGUGGGCAGAGUGUUGCUUGGCAUGGCGGGAAACGGAAUCUACUUUGGCAUUUUGACGCUUCUGAGCGUGCACACGGGUGAUACGGAGCGCCCAACUUAUCUCUCAAUGGUCGGUCUGAUUUGGGGAGUUGGCACGGUCCUCGGACCUGUCGUUGGCGGUGGGUUUGACAAAGUCAAUUGGCGAUGGGCGUUCUACCUGAAUCUCAUAAUCGGCGGACUAUUUGCCCCCGUCUACGUCUUCCUCCUCCCCGCCUUUGACCCGUCCCCGUCUACCUCCUUCGUUGCCCGCGGUAAGAACUUCGACCUCCUCGGCGCCACCCUCUCUAUCGCCUCAAUCCUCAGCCUCGUUAUGGCCAUCAACUUCGGCAACGCCCUAUACUCCUGGGACAGCGCUCCCAUAAUUGUCCUCUUUGUCCUCGCUGGCGUUCUCCUCAUCCUCUUCGCCAUCCAGCAGAAACUCGCCUUGUUCACGACAAAAUCAGAGCGUAUGUUCCCCGCCCACCUCCUCCGCAGUAAGGAGGCCUGUCUCCUCUUUAUUGCGGCAGCUGGAUGCAAUGCUGCGGGAUUCCUGCCAGUCUACUAUAUCCCUGUGUACUUCCAGUUCUCUCGUGGCGAUAACGCUUUGGAGGCUGCGGUGCGGCUGUUACCGCUGAUCAUUGUGUUGAGUGCAACUAUUAUGGCGCAGGGGUUCUUCAUGAGCAAGCUCGGGUAUUAUCAGCCCUGGUAUCUUGUUGGUAGUGCGCUGUUACUGGUGGGGGAUGUGUUGCUUUCCCGCAUUGAUGAGAAUACGAGAGUUGCCAACAUCUACGGAUACGAGAUUCUCGUCGCCAUCGGCGCUGGGGCCUUCAUCCAGGCUGGUUAUGCGACAAUCCAGACUGUCGUCCCAGCUUCUGACACCUCAUAUGCCAUUGCCUUCAUGAUGCUCGCCCAAUUCAUCGGCAUCGUCUUCGGUCUCUCCAUCGGUGGCGCAAUCUUCAUCAACACCGCUCUGUCCUCCCUUCGUUCUCUCCUGCCUCUUCUCUCGGAAGCAGACCUUCGCGUCGUGAUCAGCGGCACCAGUUCAAAUGCCAUUGAGCUUAUCCCUGUGGCGCUGAGGGAUGACGCGGUGGCAGCAAUUGUGGGGAGUUUGAGGAAGUUGUUUAUCCCAGCGUAUGUGGCUGCGGCGGUGGCGCUUGUGGUAUCGGUGUUUAUCAACCGCGGAAAAGCUUUCCAUGCCACAAGGGCAAGCAGCUAGUCGGUAGAUAUAUAUACGUAUGUCAUUGAUUUGAUGUGUUUGUAUGGGGAAGAAGACGUAGGGAUAAAGAUGGAGGGGUUUGCAGUAUUUACUGAGGUUUACAUUUCAAACCUGUGUUUUCGUUUUUCCUUUUGUUUUUAUUUAUUUUGUGCUUCGAUUUCGAGAGUAUGUGGGAAUGGGGCGUUUAAGCGUAUAGAAUAGACAGUGCGAAAAUUUACCCAUUUGCUUUUCUAUAAA
This is a messenger RNA of Pseudogymnoascus destructans, 2643 nucleotides long. RefSeq lists its product as uncharacterized. The transcript has 6 exons. Bases 763 to 2406 code for a protein of 547 amino acids. Gene Ontology annotation, molecular function: transmembrane transporter activity. The record is from RefSeq and is a predicted model, not a curated record. Gene Ontology annotation, biological process: transmembrane transport. Lineage: Eukaryota; Fungi; Ascomycota; Leotiomycetes; Thelebolales; Thelebolaceae.